Messenger RNA from Raphanus sativus (radish), 1773 nucleotides. Its product is annotated as AP2-like ethylene-responsive transcription factor AIL7. Lineage: Eukaryota; Viridiplantae; Streptophyta; Magnoliopsida; Brassicales; Brassicaceae. The record is from RefSeq and is a predicted model, not a curated record. Gene Ontology annotation, biological process: regulation of DNA-templated transcription. Bases 111 to 1499 code for a protein of 462 amino acids. The transcript has 7 exons. Gene Ontology annotation, molecular function: DNA binding; DNA-binding transcription factor activity.
UAGUCAAUCAGUUUUGUCCUUAUCCACAGAUUUUUAACAUGAAAAAGUCUCAAACUUUGAAAACUCGCUCACUCUCUCUUUUCUCUCUCUCUGUUAGAUCAGGGUUUUAGAUGGCGAAUUGGUUAACGUUUGCAGUGUCACCAAUGGAGAUGAUGAAAUCACCUGAGCAUCAUCCCAACUUCGUUUCUUAUGACGAGUCUUCAACUCCUUACCUCAUCGACAACUUGUAUGUGUUGAAAGAAGAAGCUCAGACUUCAAUGGCGGAUUCAACAGCCUUGGCUUCUCUCUUCGACCCGCCGCAAACUCAUUCUCCCAAGCUCGAAGACUUUCUCGGCGAUUCUUCCUCGACGCAGCAGCAGCAAGACUCUUCCUCCUCUCUCGCUCAAAUCUACGAUCCACGUCUUCACGCCGGAGCUACUGCAGGCUUCGCCUCCUCCGGUGAUGAUCAUCAUCAACAGAACUUCGAGGAGAUGGUGGUGGAGGCAGGGGCUGCUAGCGAAGAAGGUUGCACCAAGGAAGGAGCUUUGUCUCUAGCGGUUAUCAACACUGAUCUUCGUUGCGAUAACGGCGGCGAGAUAGUCGAGAACAGUAAUAAAAAGGUUGUGGUGGAAACAUCGACUGAUGAUGUUGAUUCAAAGAAGAAGAAGAAGAAGGUUGUUGAAACAUUUGGACAACGUACUUCGAUUUACCGAGGUGUCACACGACAUAGAUGGACGGGAAGAUACGAAGCACAUCUAUGGGAUAACAGCUGUAGGAGGGAAGGUCAAGCCCGAAAAGGACGUCAGGUGUACUUAGGUGGAUAUGACAAAGAAGAUAAAGCAGCUAGAGCCUAUGACUUAGCAGCUUUAAAAUACUGGGGUCCUGCUGCUACUACCAAUUUUCAGAUAGCAAGUUAUUCAAAAGAAUUGGAAGAAAUGAAUCACAUGACCAAGCAAGAGUUCAUAGCAUCCAUUAGGAGGAAAAGUAGCGGUUUUUCUAGAGGAGCAUCGAUAUACAGGGGUGUGACAAGGCACCAUCAGCAAGGUCGCUGGCAAGCAAGAAUCGGCCGUGUUGCAGGAAACAAAGAUCUUUACCUCGGAACCUUCGCUACUGAAGAGGAAGCAGCAGAGGCUUACGACAUUGCAGCCAUCAAGUUCAGAGGAAUCAACGCGGUGACUAACUUUGAGAUGAACCGUUACGAUGUUGAAGCCAUCAUGAAAAGCUGUUUCCCUGUAGGAGGAACAGCUGUGAAACGACAUAAGCAGCAGCUCUCUCUUGAAUCUCCUCCUCCUCCUCCUUGUGAUGACCAUAACAACCAACAACGUUUGCUUCUUCCAUCUCCUUCUUCUACUUCCCCGGAGCUAGACCCUAACUCAAUCCCAUGUGGGAUUCCAUUUGAGUCUUCGGUUCUCUACCAUCACCACCAGAGUUUCCUUCAGUAUUAUCCUGCAGUCCCUGAUCCUACUAUGGUCCAGGUUCCUAUGAUGAACCAAGCUGAUCAGUUUUUAAUGUGGUACUAAAAGAUCACCAAUGUUGGUUUUUGAUUUUUGGCUAGCCCGUAAGCUGACACGUUAGUGUGUUUAUCCCUUUCUUUUGUUAACUCUCUAGGCUCUAGGAAGAAGCAGAAACUUUUGGGGUUCAAUUUUGUACUAGUGGUGGAAGUGGAUUGUUGUUCUUUUCCUUAGCGGUGGUUUAUGGGUUUUAGUAAACUUUUUUUUUCUUAUUAUGUAAUCGGCGGCUUAUCGGUAUAACUUUUGUUUUCGUUUAUGAAUGAAUGAAUAUAUCUUCCUCAGA